UGAACUAAAUUCAUUUUCUUUUGUGGAAAGAGCGUAAACUACAGAGCGGCUUAAUAUCUACCUCCCAAAGUUGCGUCGUUGUUUUUUUAUACGCGUCUCGGUUAUAUUUACCACGACCGCAUGACUGUUGCAGUGGUUGUGGUCAACAUUUUAAAGCGGCACUGCGCCUUUAAAAACAAUCUGCUCCUUGUUUCCAGUCUUAUCCGUUCAGCCGCCGCCGCCGGUUGAGCUGUGGUGGACACGUACGACGGCGAAGAGGAGCCGGACGGUCCAUUCGAGCCAAACAAACCACUUGGCGACAACUUAACGAGUGUUUAAAGUACUUUGGGUGACUUUUGUUGACAGGGUGAGAAGGUCGGAUUUUUUAAUGAGUUGCCCGCGUCUACUUGGGACUGUAGAGAGUGAAGCGGGAGUCGAGGGGAAAGAGGAGGGGGAGCAAAAGGGGGCCAGUCCAAGCUAUCAGAGUCCGGGAUCUACAAGUUGAAGAGCAGACAUACGGCGACUUGUCCGCGACGAAGCUGAAACAAAAAAAGACGCUCCGAGAGCGAGCCAUAACCAAAAGAAGCUUGGAUAUAACAGAGAAAAGUUUGACUGGAAAAGUGUUUCAUUGUCAAGACAGCGAUCGGACGGACUGUAAGCUAACACCUCACUCUUCAUUUAUACUUUUUCCUUGAUUUUUUUUUUUUUUUUUUAAAUACAGCAGCUACUUUUUUCAAGUUGACCCCAUACACACCAGCUCUAAAAUGGAUAAGUACGAGGAUUUAGGACUGGAGGCUAGUAAAUUCAUAGAGGACUUAAAUAUGUAUGAAGCAUCCAGAGAUGGUUUGUUUAGGACGAGAAGAGAUGCAGGUAAUAAUCCUGAUUUUGAGGAGACAAGAAGAGUUUUUGCCUCUAAAAUGACUAAAAUACACAUGCAGAAACACCAAGAGGAAAUGGCUAAAAAUAACCAGGCCAUAAGAAUGAAUGGUGGCCUCCAUAAUGCAUAUUACACCAAGGACAGGCCGCCAAUCAAUAGCUCCAGGCAGCCAGGUGAAGCUGCGGCAAAGCCUCCAAUACUGUCUGGUCCUUUACCACCUGGGGGUUACUCUUCACAUUUCGAAGGUCAGAAGACUCAUUCAGGCACUCAGCCUGAACCUCCAGUCGGCAAGGCAUAUAACUACGGAAACAAUUACGAUAAUAAGGAACGCUCAGACCUCCAUUUGUACCAGGGUAACACCCUUACUGCCCCCAGCCCAGGAAAUACUUCUCACAGUGCAACCAUGCACACUCGUCAUCCGGCUUUGUGGCCCUCAUCCACAGAGUGCCACAAUCCCCCAUCUUUGUCUGAGAGCAGUAUUGCAUCCUCGACCCUUAUCAGUCCAUUACCUUUGCAGAACCCGGAUGCCACUCUUUCGGCUAAUAUUAGUCCAUCUUCCUCACCUUUUCUCGAAGAAAAACCAGACCUCAUUCCUUCACUGCCUCUUAGUGCCUUCACAGGAGGAGCCAACUUCCAUACACCCUCAGUACAGUCUGCCGCGCACUAUGCACCAACUUCUCCAACCUCAAGAACAGCUUCCAGACAGAAUGGUCCCAUUGUGGCUUCCUCUCAAGUGUCUACCGAAUUACCUCAAACCAAAGUGCAGGUCACUUCUGCCACCAUCAACCCUGGCAAUGUCUCUAAAAGCUUCAGCCAGAGUCAAGAUCAGAGGCAAAUACCAAGCUUUGGGAAGGCCAUUGGUGCUGAAUCAUCUUCCUUUAAGCCUGUACAGCCCCCAGAACAGGGCCCAUCAGCUGCCGAAGAAAAAUUAGAGGCCCUAACUGAUCGCCUGGAAAAGGAGAUGACAACUCAUACAAAAGCUGACUACUUUGGAGUCUGUGUGAAGUGUAACAAGGCCGUGCAUGGUGCCAGCCAGGCUUGUCAGGCAAUGGGAAGUCUCUACCAUGACAACUGCUUCACCUGCAGUGCUUGCAGUCGAAGGUUGAGAGGAAAGGCUUUCUACUACGUUGGAGGAAGGGUUUUUUGUGAAGAAGACUUUCUGUACUCAGGCUUCCAGCAGUCAGCUGACAAGUGCAAUGCAUGUGGUCACCUAAUAAUGGACAUGAUCCUGCAGGCUCUCGGUAGGUCGUACCACCCGGGCUGCUUCCGCUGUGUUAUCUGUAAUGAGAGUCUCGACGGCGUGCCCUUUACUGUGGACACUGAAAAUAAGAUCUACUGUGUUAAAGACUACCACAGGGUCCUGGCUCCUAAAUGUGCCUCCUGCAAACAACCCAUCCUUCCAUCUGAGGGUUCCGACGAGACCGUCCGUGUUGUGUCCAUGGACAAAGACUAUCAUGUGGAGUGCUAUCACUGCGAGGAUUGUAAAAUGGAGUUGAAUGACGAGGAGGGUCAUCGCUGCUACCCUCUGAACGGCCACCUUCUUUGCCACUCCUGCCACUUGAAGCACAUUGAGCCUGGGAGCUCCUCUUCCUUGGCCAGCAGCGCCUCCUAUUAACGCCUGUAUAGGAGGAGGGGGACACCUGGUGGACAUUUUGGGGAAACAGUCACAGUAGCGAGUGAUCACAAUUCUUGUUGUAAAGAAUUGGUUAGAAAAUUCACUUAAAGGAUUCAGAAAACCUUAUUAAUCACUGCCCUUUUAAGGAAGUAAACUGCACUCCAAAGCAUUAUUUGAAUGCAGUAAAGUGUUGCCUUAAUGCCUUAAGAUUCACUUUUACGCUAAUGGCUUGGAUUUUCACUUCGACUCUGACAUACAAAACAUAUGGAAUAACCUAAUUAUCACAAGGGCAACAGUUCCAAAUGCGUGCAGGCAGCAUGGUAGCCUUGUGGUUAGCACAUCUACUUCCCAGUCUAGACGUUGGGGGGUCAAGUCCUUCUGUGCACCCUAGCAGGUACUCUCCACGCUUGCGUGGAUUUUCUCUCGGUACUUCAGCAUCCUGCUUUAUUGCUAAAACAUGCAGCUUCAUAUCAUUGAAGACUUUAACUAUCCAUAGAUGUGAAUGGUUGUUUAUUCCAUACAUAACCUGAGAUUGUCUGGUGACCAGUCCAGGAUGUACCCCGCCUCUGGCUGAAAGUAAUUUCAUCUAGACAAUCAGUUUAGCACUGUUGUUUUCCAAGUUUUUACUCCAAGUCCCAGCUGAAAACAUACUUGGCUCUCAAAUUACAACAUUCGUGACAACACUAAAAUGCAGAUGCAUAUAGGAGGCCAAAGUGUUCAUACAGUGUAUCACAAAGGUGAGUACACCCCUCGCAUUUCUGCAGAUAUUUAAGUAUUUUUCAUGGGACAACACUGACAAAAUGACACUUUGACACAAUCAAAAGUUG
This is a messenger RNA of Corythoichthys intestinalis (scribbled pipefish), 3298 nucleotides long. RefSeq names its product LIM domain-containing protein 1 (gene limd1a). Gene Ontology annotation, biological process: cytoskeleton organization; positive regulation of miRNA-mediated gene silencing; response to hypoxia. Gene Ontology annotation, cellular component: nucleus; transcription regulator complex; adherens junction. The record is from RefSeq and is a predicted model, not a curated record. Bases 744 to 2471 code for a protein of 575 amino acids. Gene Ontology annotation, molecular function: transcription corepressor activity. NCBI's taxonomy places the organism in Eukaryota, Metazoa, Chordata, Actinopteri, Syngnathiformes, Syngnathidae. The transcript is spliced from 8 exons.